Messenger RNA from Xiphophorus hellerii (green swordtail), 2921 nucleotides. It is a transcript of the gene slc35f4, whose product is annotated as solute carrier family 35 member F4. NCBI's taxonomy places the organism in Eukaryota, Metazoa, Chordata, Actinopteri, Cyprinodontiformes, Poeciliidae. The transcript is spliced from 7 exons. Gene Ontology annotation, biological process: transmembrane transport. Gene Ontology annotation, cellular component: membrane. The record is from RefSeq and is a predicted model, not a curated record. The coding region runs from base 492 to 1739 and encodes 415 amino acids. Gene Ontology annotation, molecular function: transmembrane transporter activity.
UUGGUUACCUUCCAAACAAAGCUGCUGAUUUGUUGAAGCAAAAACAAGAGGAGGGGAAACGCGAGACAGAGAGACAGAUAGGAAAGAGGGGGAGGACAGAAAGAGAUGAGGUGAGUGAUUGUGCCUUGCCACACAGACUUGAAGUGCAUUCUCCCUUGGAGACAGUAGCAAUGCUGGAGCUUUGCGUACCAGUGCAACUGUAGAGUCUCCACUUCACUCCCACUGAGCUGUGUAGCUAACCGGAGAGAAGGACAGCAUCAGGGACGUUGAGAACGCUGGACUGGAGACUUCCAGAAAGUCUGGACCGAAGACGAAGAGUGGUCUGCUAACGGGAAGGGGGCUUUGAAGUGUGUGGAGACGAAGCAGUCAGCAUUCUGAGAAUGCACCAAGGUAGCAGAGGGAGCUGCUGAGUGUUUUGGCUUGUGCACCCGCAUUCACACACCCACACACACCUUCCACUGGAGGACAGUGUGUGGUGCCCCCAGUGGAGAAUGAAGAAGCACUCGGCCCGAGUGGCUCCUCUAAGCUCAUACAGCACGCAGGUCCUGACCUGCCCCAACUCUGAAGGAGAGGAUGGUUCAGAGUCUCGACCAGAGACCCCAGCCAGCGACAUCAGCAUAGAGAGUCGGUCCUACCAGACAUGUGCCAACACAGCUCUGAAGGUGCUGGGUGGUCUUCUGAUGGUGCUGUGCGUGUCCUCCUCCUGGGUGGGUACCACUCAGGUGGUGAAGCUGACCUUCCAGUCAUUUUCCUGUCCCUUCUUCAUCUCCUGGUUCAGCAGCAACUGGAACAUCCUCUUCUUCCCCAUAUACUACUCUGGACAUGUUUUUACCACAGGCGAGAAGCAGACUCCCAUUCAGAAAUUUAGGGAGUGCAGUAAACUCUUUGGGGAGGAUGGAAUGACUCUCAAGCUGUUUGUGAAGAGGACAGCACCCUUCUCCAUCCUAUGGACACUGACCAACUACCUGUACCUCUUAGCAUUGAGGAAACUGACUGCCACUGACGUCUCGGCCCUCUACUGCUGCCACAAAGCCUUUGUCUUUCUCCUCUCAUGGAUCGUUCUCAAGGACCGGUUCAUGGGUGUUCGGAUUGUUGCUGCCAUAAUGGCCAUCACAGGUAUAGUCAUGAUGGCUUAUGCAGAUGGUUUUCAUGGUGAUUCAUUUGUGGGUGUGGCCCUGGCUGUGGGUUCUGCCUCAACUUCAGCUCUCUAUAAGGUUCUGUUUAAGAUGUUCCUUGGCAGCGCUAACCUUGGAGAGGUUGCUCAUUUUAUUUCAACAAUGGGCUUCUUCAACCUUAUUUUCAUCUCCUGUGUUCCCCUCAUCCUCUACUUCACCAGGGUGGAGCACCUGGGCUCCUUGUCUUCACUACCCUGGGGUUACCUGUUUGGACUGGCAGGACUGUGGCUGGUCUUUAAUAUUCUGGUCCAUGUCGGCGUGGUGCUGACUUACCCCAUCCUCAUCUCCAUAGGGACACUGCUCAGUGUGCCUGGAAAUGCAGCUGUAGAUGUUUUGAAACAUGAGGUGAUCUUCAGCGUGGUGCGGCUGGCUGCCACCUGCAUCAUCUGCCUGGGGUUUCUCCUCCUUCUGCUGCCAGAGGAGUGGGACUCAGUCACCCUUCGAUUCCUCGCCAACAUUGCUGACAAGAAGUCCGAGGAAAACGGAGAGGAACUGACAGAGUCCAGUGGCCAGACUCGAAGUCGGAGUCGAGCAAACGGCACCGUCUCCAUUCCCUUGGCAUGACACGGCUGGAUUCUCAUGAUAACAACAGUUAGCAAAUCCCUUGUGUUUCCUCUCUGAGGUUCUGGCAGAACGCUCAGUCUGUGUAAACUUCUCAUUCAGGAGGACAGCAUCGACUAAGUUGAAAUGUAAUCUUUACUUUGCAUAAGUACCCCUGUCACUUCACAAACGGGGAGGAGAACACUUAUGGAUCAUGCAAACCAGAAAAAGGCUGAAACUGGUAUUUACUGUGGAAAUAGUUGCAAUGUUCCAUCUUAUGUCCUGCACGCACCCAAAGCAAGAGCUGACUGGCUUCUCCUGAUAUGCUCUCCAGACUGUAUUCUGUGAAUAUAAAUUUUGGCAGGGCCAGUUUGGCUCAAAAUAUUUCUAUUUAUUUAAAUUUGUUCAAGCCAGAGUAUUGAUUUUAAGUCUAAGCAGUCAUACUGAAAAGAAUGGCUAUUAUACUGUGCAUAAUGCAGAAGCUCUUUGGUUUUUAUAAUAAACGACUUGAAACCUUUGGAGAUUGUGUCUCUAGUUGAAGAAAGAGUUCAAGUUAAAGUUGCAUGGUGGUGUUAUAUUUUGUUGCUAUAUGACAGGUCUUAAAUUGCAUUCAGACCAAAAAAAAAUCUAAUUAAUGAAGAUUUUGAAGGUUCUGCUUAUGCUGCUCUUAAUUUAUGUUUUACAAUAAAAACAUGUUUCCCCAAUAGCCGAGUUAAAAGAAACGGCUGUCAAAAUAGCUUCAGCUGAAGUUAACAGAAACUAAUGUCACUAAAAGCAUCAGAUAAAAAGCCACCUAGAGAGUAUAUUCAAAUAUCUUAGAUUACUAAGAUAUUUGAAUCUUAGUGAUCUAAGAUUACUAAGAUCUUAGAUCACUAAGAUUCAACAUCAUUUAUGCAAGCUGUACAUGUUGGCAAAACAUAAAUGCCACCAACAGAGUAGAUCAGCACAACAUUUUUUAUUCAAAUUGUUAAGCAUUGUGGUGGAAGGGCGAUGAUUUGUGCUCGUUUUGGAUACACAGAAUUUAGUCUCCUUGCAGUGUUUGUAUAAACCACAAACUCCUUUGUUUAUCAAUGUUUUCUAGAGUAAUAUGUGGUGUCGACUUUCUGUCAACGGAAGUAUUAUUUUUGCCUCAUUUUUAUGCAGUGGGAAAAUGGAAAAAUCAGCUGUUUGGGAUAGUAGAAAUAAUUAAACAACUUCUUGAUUUUA